Zea mays is the source of this 1427-nucleotide messenger RNA. RefSeq lists its product as uncharacterized. The coding region runs from base 209 to 892 and encodes 227 amino acids. Gene Ontology annotation, cellular component: nucleus. The record is from RefSeq and is marked provisional. The transcript is spliced from 5 exons. Lineage: Eukaryota; Viridiplantae; Streptophyta; Magnoliopsida; Poales; Poaceae. Gene Ontology annotation, biological process: regulation of jasmonic acid mediated signaling pathway; response to wounding; regulation of defense response.
GAAGUGUACUACGCGAGAGCUUGCCGGAGGCUCUGGAUCCCUGUGAUAAUAAUAAACUGAUAUAAGCAGAGGAAGCGGGGAGGAAGCUGCGAGUUGGAGGGGGCCGGGAGAGGCGUCUCUGGUUAUUGCUUGUCCCUGCUUCCCGGUGAGCUGCUGGGAGUGGACGGGCCGGGAAGGAGACGAGAAGAUAAGGGCGCCGCGCGCGGCCAUGGCUGGAAGUGCGCCGGCGACGGCGAUGGACAAGACCAGCUUUGCCACCACGUGCAGCCUGCUGAGCCAGUACGUCAAGGAGAAGAAGGGCGGCCUGCUGCAGGGCCUUGGUGCCCUCGCCAUGGCGCCGGCAGCUGGAGAAGGAGCUUUCCGGCCGCCGACCACCAUGAACUUGCUGUCAGCUCUCGACGACGCGCCGGCCGAGGAGCGCAGCGAGAAGGCCACCGCCGGGGAGCCAAAACACCAGGACAAAUGCACCGGCGGAAAUCCAAGGGAGGAGGCAGCCGGAGAGGAGGAGGAGGAGGCGCAGCAGCUGACCAUCUUCUACGGCGGCAGAGUGGUCGUCUUCGACAUGUUCCCCUCCGCCAAGGUCGAGGACCUGCUGCAGAUCAUGAGCCCUGGCGGCGACGGCGUGGACAGGGCAGGCGGUGCCACUGUCCCUACGCGGAGCCUGCAUAGGCCUUCACACGACAGCCUCUCUGAUCUGCCGAUUGCGAGGAGGAAUUCGCUCCACAGGUUUCUUGAGAAGAGAAAGGACAGGAUAACUGCAAAGGCGCCAUACCAACAAGUCAACAGCUCUGUUGUUGGCGUCGAGGCGUCCAAGCAGGCGGCUGGAGCUGGGGUGGAAAAACCUUGGCUGGGGCUGGGCCAAGAAGCGACAACAGCGAAGCUGGAGAUGUGAUGAAUGUUGCCCGACAAGAAGGUGCAGUGCACGAGAUUCACGGAUGGUGCAGGUCGUAGCUUCAGGUUAAGGUGAAGGAUAACUUACCGUCGGGUACUCUACUCACUUUACUGCUCUACUACUACUACUGCUGGUGACGAAGUUAGCAAGAAACGUUCUUCUGCUACCGGUGGGUCGGUCGGUCAGCCGUUCGUUGGCGAGAUUGUUUGCUGCUGGAGACGGACGUGCUCGCAGCAGUUUCGCUGGUCCGUGACCGCGCCAUAUGUUGCCACGAAUGGUUGGUUGUUCGGUACGUUGAGGAACGAUGUGUAUGUAGUGUGCACGUUUCCGGUGCAUCUUGUUCUCCUCAAGCCUGUCCUGUAUGUUUACCCCCCUGCACCCCCUCCUCCCUCUUUGUAGAGAGAGGGUCUGUAUGUUCAGUGGAAGAUGGUUGUUCUAUUUGAUUUUUAUUUUAUGGACAUGUAUGCUCGGUGAUGUGUUGUGGUAUGCUGUAUAUCGGGUAUAUCAUAAUUACGAGUAUCCAAGUUAUAUCCCU